Molecule: messenger RNA, 1292 nt
Organism: Nematolebias whitei (Rio pearlfish)
Lineage: Eukaryota; Metazoa; Chordata; Actinopteri; Cyprinodontiformes; Rivulidae
Gene: noazfp
Product: zinc finger protein 330
Exons: 10
Coding region: 94-1041 (315 amino acids)
Cellular component (GO): nucleus
Molecular function (GO): zinc ion binding
Source: RefSeq, a predicted model, not a curated record
GCUGUGUUUCGACGAGCACAUUUUCCGACGGACUUAGGAGCGGUCGCUGCGCUGAAACACUAAAGGAAAUAAAUUGUCUACAAAAUAGCAGAAAUGCCCAAAAAGAAAACUGGAGCCAGAAAAAAAGCGGAGAGCCGCAAAGAGCGAGAGAAACUGAGCCGAGCUAAUCGGGAGCUGGUGGACGUGGCCAAGCAUCCCUGUAACUUCAACAUGGAUUGUGACAAAUGUCAGAGAAAACAGAAGAACAGAGCAUUCUGCUACUUUUGUAACUCGGUGCAGAAGCUGCCUAUCUGUGCUCAGUGUGGUAAAACCAAGUGCAUGAAGUCUUCAGACUGUGUCAUCAAGCAUCCAGGGAUUCACACCACUGGACUGGCCAUGGUGGGGGCAGUGUGCGACUUCUGUGAAGCCUGGGUUUGCCACGGUAGGAAAUGUCUGAGCACUCACGCUUGUGCGUGUCCCCUGACGGACGCCGACUGCAUCGAGUGUGAGCGAGGCGUCUGGGAUCAUGGAGGUCGGAUUUUCCGGUGUUCCUUUUGUCAGAACUUCCUUUGUGAGGAUGAUCAGUUUGAGCACCAGGCGAGUUGCCAGAUCCUUCAGGCAGAAACCUUCAAAUGCAUUUCCUGUAAUAGACUGGGACAACACUCGUGUCUGCGCUGCAAGGUUUGUUACUGUGACGACCACGCCAAGAGUAAGGUCUUCAAACAGGAGAAGGGCAAAGCUCGGCCUUGUCCAAAGUGUGGACACGAGACACAGGAGACCAAAGACCUCAGCAUGUCCACUCGCACCCUGAAGUUCGGCCGCCAGGCGGGUGGAGACGUCUACGACGACGACGACGACUAUGGAGCGUCUGGGUACGACGCCUACUGGAAGAAUAUGGCCGCCGAGGGGGGAGGAGCCCAACAAGACAACUAUGGGGAUGAUGACUAUGAGGAAGAUGACGAUGAUGCUGAUGACGAUGAUGCUGAUGACGAUGAUGAAGAGGAGGAGGAGGAAGAAGAAGAAACGCCCUCCAAGUCCCUGGCUGAGCUGAGUUUGGCCUGAAGUGUCUAAAGGAAGGUGAAACCUGCUGCUGUAGGUGGAGUCCACGGUUCUGCUGAUCCCAGCGCUCGACACAAGACUCGCAGAACGUGCACCGCACGUUCAGACUGUUGAACCAGCGACAUCAGACGAUUAUUACACUUUAAAUUAACCGGAGCAGGAGUUAAAUUAACCGGAGCAGGAGUUAAAUUAACCGGAGCAGGAGUUAGGUCCGAGUUCUUAGUGAUCGAAUAAACAAAGGAAACAAGUUGUGA